AUGAGAUUGAUAGCUAUCAUUUACCACGUGUUGCUUGUAGGGACCAUUACAGCGUUCCGACAGCGUAGCUUCGUUGGAGACCCGAUUUGUACUUCCGGAAACCGCGGAUUCGCUCUAUAUGGGAACCUUCGUGAAUGCAGGAAGCUCAAGAGGCCACAUGCCGGUCGAAAAGCAUUACUGAGAGCGCUUACAACACAAGUACUUAGACAUGGGCGGAUUAUAACGACACUCAACAAGGCCAGACAGACUAAACCACGUGUUGAAAGGAUCAUCAAAUACUCCAAAAAGAGCAAUGUACGAUAUGCUAGGUUACUCAUCAACCGAUGGCUAUACGAUCGAGAGCUUACUGAAAACAUCCUUAAACUUGCACCGAUUCGGUACAAGGAAAGACACGGUGGGUACUGUCGUAUUAAACGCCUGAGCUAUAGUACUGUGGGAGAUAAUUCUAAGCGGGCGAUUUUGGAACUACUGGACUACUAG
Babesia sp. Xinjiang is the source of this 480-nucleotide messenger RNA. It is a transcript of the gene rplQ, whose product is annotated as 50S ribosomal protein L17. Lineage: Eukaryota; Apicomplexa; Aconoidasida; Piroplasmida; Babesiidae. Gene Ontology annotation, biological process: translation. Gene Ontology annotation, cellular component: ribosome; large ribosomal subunit. Bases 1 to 480 code for a protein of 159 amino acids. Gene Ontology annotation, molecular function: structural constituent of ribosome. The record is from RefSeq and is a predicted model, not a curated record. The transcript has a single exon.